AUGAUCCAUACCCCAAAGCCUUGUAUGAUUCUCAACACCUCCAACCUGCAAUGCUUGCAAGUCACGGAAGAGUGUGAGCUGCCGUUGAUUGACAUAAGCACGCUGAGGAUGACAACUGAUGAAAAAGCACUGCAGCAUUGUGCUUCAGCCGUCACAAGGGCAGCAACUCAAUGGGGCUUCUUUAUGGUGGUGAGCUGGAGAAUGAAAAAGUUAGGAAGUGCAAUGACAGAGCUUGCUCACCUGCUUGCAAGAGUUAGAGCUGAGCACUUGGAGUUUUCAGGGGAUUUUAUCACCGAGAAAUGCAGUAUGAGCACAAGCUAUUUUAGCCUAAACCAUUAUCUUUUGUGCCCCCAUUCACAAGGUACCUUUGGUCUAAUGCUUCAUACAGACAGUGCCUUUCUCACCAUCCUCAGUCAAGAUCAGGUUGGAGGCCUCGAAUUGAGGAAGGAUUCCACUUGGAAUGCUGUCAAGCCUAACCAAGAUGCUCUUAUAGUCAACAUUGGCGAUCUCUUUCAGGUAGCACUUUCAACUUUCAAAUCACUUCACUGA
Messenger RNA from Zingiber officinale, 549 nucleotides. RefSeq names its product gibberellin 2-beta-dioxygenase 8-like. The transcript is spliced from 2 exons. The record is from RefSeq and is a predicted model, not a curated record. Bases 1 to 549 code for a protein of 182 amino acids. NCBI's taxonomy places the organism in Eukaryota, Viridiplantae, Streptophyta, Magnoliopsida, Zingiberales, Zingiberaceae. Gene Ontology annotation, molecular function: dioxygenase activity.